Molecule: messenger RNA, 4676 nt
Organism: Synchiropus splendidus (mandarinfish)
Lineage: Eukaryota; Metazoa; Chordata; Actinopteri; Syngnathiformes; Callionymidae
Gene: pom121
Product: POM121 transmembrane nucleoporin
Exons: 13
Coding region: 2-3889 (1295 amino acids)
Biological process (GO): protein import into nucleus; RNA export from nucleus
Cellular component (GO): nuclear pore
Molecular function (GO): structural constituent of nuclear pore
Source: RefSeq, a predicted model, not a curated record
UAUGAGAUUCCUCCGGCGGCGCGCUGCCGCCAUGACACCUAGACUGAAAUAUUUUGUGCUCCUUUUUACCCUGAGCCUUUUCCUCUUAGCUCUUAUUUACAUCCCGACCUUCAUCUACAUAACAUUAAUCGUGAUAGUUACAUAUUACGUGGCACGCGCGGCGCCGCUUCCCGCCAGUUUGGGCCUCAAUCUUCAGGCUGGACUUCGCAUCGGGGCCGCUUUCAGGCACUGGCUUCGCGGCCAACGAGUGACAGACGUGUCGGUGCCUGCGAGGAGCAGAGCCAGGAGUCGAGGCGUUCAUCCCGAGCUCCAGCCAGAAGGGCUCCUGCGACAAAGACUAGUCGACCCUGGAGCGAGUUACAGGGAAGCGUCGCCGAGCAAAUCGCUGCUUUUCAGCCCGAGGGAUUUCCUCAUGGGGAGUUACAUCGGGAAGGCUGAGAGCCCCACUGCGGACGCGGGGAGGCCGAGAGUGGUUCGGAACCCCCGGGAACAACUGAGAGAACGGCUGGCCAGACCGAACCAUGCUGUUGUUACGCCGAACCGGAGACUGUCGUUUGCGGGGGAAACGCCGGGCGCCAUGGGAAGGUUUACAAUCGCACCGCAGCGACACUACCCAGUUCAGCAGUCGGGGACCCCGGCAGUGGGGGUGCUUCCUCCUGUCAAGUGGGACAACUUCAAGAAGAAGUGUGUCCUCAGCCCUCGGAACUCACAAAGUCCUCGUGGUCACAUCUCUGUGAGGAUUGCCAGGCCCGAGCAAAAAAUUCCCAGUUUCGAGCAGCUGAGUAGCCCUGGCUUCCCCGGAACAGCGGUCGAUCCUUGCUCCAGAGAAAGUGUUCUCAAGGUGCUGAAGGAAAGUCGCAAGCGUCAGGUGGAGGUGGACGACGAGGGUGAAGAUAGAAGUUUCAUGGCUGAGCAGAAACGCAAAAGAACGCGAAAUGAGAGUGGCGGGAGUGCGCAGUCUGCUUUCGAGCCGCGCCUGCCCAAUGGAACGCCGUCUCAGCUGGUGCCCAAACCAGGAAGCCUGAAAAGAGGAGCGACUCUCGGGGCUGAGGAGUCCAUCACAAAAAGGUCUCGCACGUCCUCCAUCAGCUCGGUCAGUGGAGUCCAUGGCCGCAGAGCGUCCGCCAGCACCACAAGGAACGCCAUUUUCAGCUCCUACAGCUCCUCCAAAGGCUUCUUCCAGAAACCAUCAGCACCAAGUUCACCGAUGUCAACCCCCGGAUCGUCCCGCUGUCAAACACCAGAGGGAGUGGCCAAAAGACCUAGAGAGGACAACUUUCCUUCUCCGAGUUUGUCAUCGACUGUCAGGGCAGAGAAGACAACCUCAGAAAGGCCUGCUGCCACCUCUAAAGUGACUCCACCUCCUAAAAUCCCCAUCACCACGACGCCGGACUCAACUGGCAGUGGUGGAAAGCGAAAGCGCAAGAUCCAGCUUGUUUCCGUCAACAGAGACGACCCCAUCUACAUGCCCCCACCUCCGGAAGUGGGCUUCAAAGUCACAGCAAAAGACCUGGAUGAUGAGAAGAAAGCUGCCUUCAGCAAGAUCCAGAAGAUUCUGGAGGAGGCUGUCCCGGAGCCAGAGAAGUCGGUCGCCUCGUCCGGGGCAGCAGCCACCUCCUCCAUCACGGCGCCAUCAGCCACUCCGACACUCAGCAGCCUUUUGGCUGCUCCUCUCCCCACAGCCACCAAGGCUGCCAUCCCAGUCAUUAAUGUGGACCCCAGUCCGAGCAACAGCGGCGCCACUGCGCCCGUGGCCCCCAAUCCUCUUCUGGAGGCUCUGAAAAUGAAGAGCAGCACUUCCUCCACCUCCACCUCUGCUGCCAUUACCACCACAGUUUCCUCAGUCAACCCCCCCAUCAGCACAAACCCCCCGGUCUCUUCGGCUGCUCCGCAGCUCUCCACAGCCUCCCAGUCCUCAGCCUUCACCCAAGUGCUGGCCCAGUUCUCCAAGCCUCCCAGCAGCUCCGCGAACACAGAAGGGCCGAGUCUGCUCGGCCUGAGCAGCAGUGCCACCUCCGCACCUGCCGCCGCUCCGGCCAGCAGCUCCGGCUCGGUCGGCAACACCCUGCCGACCUCCGGGUUCAAGCCCAUUUUCUCUGUGGCGACCACCUCCAGUGCAUCCACACCUGAGAACAAAACUAUCCAAAGCAUCAAGCCGAUUUUUCCCAGUUCUACCCCCGGAGCAGGCUUCAGCUCACCGGCAUCCAUGGCCUCCAGUAACCCCCCAACUGCAGUGUCUUCAAGUAGCACUUCGAUAUUUGGUUCAGCAACAAGCAACAGCACAAGUGGGCCGUCAUUGUUUCCUUCCAUGACCCCCGCCACCACUGCUCCCACCAACAACCCUGCCACCACCACAGAUGCAGCACCAGCCAAGUCCCUCUUUGGAUGCUUUGGUGCUGCGACAACCACCAGCUCUGUCUUACCACAGGCGCCCACUGGAGGGAGCUCUUUUCAGUUUGGAGCCGCUAACCCUGUCACCACCUCAAGCAAUAGCACGUUCUCUUUCGGGGCCUCACAACCACAGCAGCCAAAAUUGGAAGCUCCGGCCUCCACCGCGCUCAAGUUCGGGGCGUCUGGAAAUGCUGCUGCUGCCACUGCUACCGUCACGACAACGUCCAGCAAUACCACCUUCUCUUUUGGUGUCAUACCGCAACCCAAGGCUGAAGCUCCCUCGGCAGGAAGCACGUUCCAGUUCGGAGGGUCCACUGCUGCUCCUGCCGCCACCUCCUCCACCACCACUAACAACACCUUCACGUUCGGAGCCUCUCAGCCACCGAAGGCUGACGCCGCCGCCGCUGGGAGCACGUUUCAGUUUGGAGCUGUCGCGGCUCCUGCUGCCACCACAGCGGCGCCCAGCAAUAGCACCUUCAGUUUUGGGGGAAAACAGCCAGAGCAGCCGGCGGCUCCGGCUCAGAAUGCCUUUGCUUUCGGGCAGACAGCCCCUAGUCAGAACAGCAACACCUCUUCCUUUGGUGGCUUUGGGAUGUCGGGCACCGCGGCCACCUCUGCACCGCCCACCACAGCCACCAACAGCAACAGCACCUUCACAUUUGGGGCGACGAAGGCGGAGCCGUCGCAAGCGUCCACUCAGAACGUCUUCGGUUUCGGCCAGAGUUUAACCAACACGACCACGGCGUCGUUUGGAGCUUUCGCGAUGUCCAACGCUGCUGCCGCCACCACCACCACCACCGCUGCCACUCCAGCAAACACUCAGACACCUUUCGCCUUUGGGAAGUCGUCUUUCGAGGCGCCCGCUGCUCAGUCCUCCUUCAACUCAGUCGCUGCAGCACCUCAGCCAUUCGCCUUCGGAGCAUCGGCCGCACCCGCCAACAACACGGCCCCGACCCCUUUCAAUUUCGGAGCACCUGCUGCCUCCACGGCGCCGACCUUUGGCACCCCGGCCAAGCCGGCGUUCGGCAGCGGAUCCAAUGUUUUUGCAUUCGGCAGCAACGCGGCUCCCUCGACGGCCCCCGGCUUCGCCGCAGCACCGGCACAGACUCAGAGCUCCUCCUCAGGCACCUUCACGUUCGGCGCCGCUGCUCCUCCACAGCCGCCCGCCGCUCAGCAACCUUCUACUGGGUUCAACUUUGGCGCCAGCCUGCCAGUCUCGCAGUUCGGCUCUCCUGUGGUUAAUAACGCGGCGCCCCAGAUGGGAGGCUUCAACUUCGGUGCUGCUGACAAACCAGCUUUCGGAGCCUCAACCCCGGCGUUUGGGCACAACACUGCUGCUCCGAGUCCUUUUGGAACUCCAGGGACUCCGGUUCAAGGCUUCAGUCCUGCUCCCUUUGGUCAGGCAGGGACUCCUUCCUUCUCCAUUGGGACCGGCUCCAAACCCGCCGGCACGAGGCAGCGCCUGCAGGCGCGGCGGCAGCACAACAGGAAGAAGUAAUGCGCGGCGUUAAGACUCUCUGGAGCGCCUGUGGAUGGUGCCGUUUCGGCGCCCGAGCCAGACCUCCCCAGACCAGACCUCACCCCCCUGCCUCCGGUCGCGCUCGCCGAGUCACACUGACGACACCAGCGAAGGAAUGUAGCAGUCCGGCGACUGAAUCUUACCAAGACUGAUACUUGAAGAGAGAAGAAGAGACAAAUUCUGAUCCUGAACAAAAGCAUAUCCAAAGUCCUUUCUUUUUUCUUUACAGUUCACGGACACUCCCGUCGGUUGGUCGGUUGGUCUUAAGAAAAACGUUGAGAUGGAGCCUUCUGCUCCGACAUUUAUUUUUUUACGUGCGCUCACUGGUUUGUAUGUUCCGGCGUGUUUGAGGACGCUGCAUCUGACGUGCGAGCAGACUGAGGUACACAACUGUGCAGUGUAAAUGGAAGACGACUUAAAUUAUUUUUUUAAUUGGCUGCCUGACCGUGUAAAUAACUGCUGUGCGCGUCCGACUUUGUUAUCAUAGCUGAAGUUAGUGACUGUGUUUUUACUCUUCGUGAUUGUAAACAUUCCCAAAGCCCCGCCUUUUGUUGUUGUUUUCUUACAGCGUUGCCAACACUCGACACGACACGGUUGGUUCAAGGUUCAGGUUUUAAGUCUGAAAAAAUCCACACUUGUGAGAGCUUUUUUUCUUCUGAGUUGGUGUGUGCCAAAAUACCUCUGUUCUCCUGGGCACUGAACCCAUGUACACCCAUGUUUGAGUCCAAGUUCCUUUUAGAUUUUCAUCUACUGUUUAUAUAUCAGA